AUGAUAGCAUCCAGUGCCUGCGUUGGACGUCACAAGCGAGGAGGGUAUCCAGGUGGUGGUGAGAAAAUUCUCGAAAAGGAAGGCAGGAUCGAUAUCAUUGUAAACAACGCUGGUGUAGUGUCAUCUGCCCCUCUCAUUGACGUUCCGAUGGAGCUAGUGCUCAACACAUUUAAUACGAAUGCGUUCUCCGUCUUGCGAGUGGCGAGAGUGGUCAUCCCUCACAUGGCCGAGCGCAGAAGUGGGACCAUCGUGAACAUAUCUCCGAUCGUGGGCGAGACGCCGAUGCCUUGGAGUGGCAUAUAUGCCUCCUCCAAGACAUGUGUCACGACACUCUCGGAAGUCCUUUACAUGGAAUGCAUGCCCUUCAAUAUCUCUCAUGCUAGUCACCCCUGGUGGGGUCAAGACCAACAUCUCGGCGACGAUGAUGAAGACCUUCAGCUUGCCCCUGGGGACCCUUAA
This is a messenger RNA of Sparassis crispa, 459 nucleotides long. RefSeq lists its product as hypothetical. Gene Ontology annotation, cellular component: endoplasmic reticulum. The transcript is spliced from 3 exons. NCBI's taxonomy places the organism in Eukaryota, Fungi, Basidiomycota, Agaricomycetes, Polyporales, Sparassidaceae. The record is from RefSeq and is a predicted model, not a curated record. Bases 1 to 459 code for a protein of 152 amino acids.